AUGGCGGCAGCCCGUGACCGUCAGAAAAGCUAUGCUGACAAGCGUAGGAAACUAUUGGAGUUCGCUGUAGGUGAUCGUGUUAUGUUGAAAGUUUUGCCAUGGAAGGGUGUUGUACGCUUUGGGAAGCGCGGCAAGCUUAAUCCGCGUUACGUUGGGUCAUUUAAAAUCCUAGAGCAAAUCGGUAAAGUGGCUUACAAGCUCGAGUUACCUGCAGAGUUAGGUAAUGUUCAUGAUGUCUUCCAUGUUUCACAAGUGAAGAAGUGUUUAUCUGAUGAAACACUAGUGGUUCCGUUCCAAGAGCUUAAGAUUGACGACAGGUUGCAGUUUGUCAAAGGACCUAUCGAGAUUAUGGACCGGGAGGUUAAGAUUCAUUCCGGUGCAACUAGUGAAUUUUGGGACGAAAUUCCACUUCAAGUAAGGGAUGAUGUGGCACCUGAGGAAAACCCGAAGUAA
Molecule: messenger RNA, 453 nt
Organism: Helianthus annuus (common sunflower)
Lineage: Eukaryota; Viridiplantae; Streptophyta; Magnoliopsida; Asterales; Asteraceae
Exons: 2
Coding region: 1-453 (150 amino acids)
Source: RefSeq, a predicted model, not a curated record